Molecule: messenger RNA, 3780 nt
Organism: Protopterus annectens (West African lungfish)
Lineage: Eukaryota; Metazoa; Chordata; Ceratodontiformes; Protopteridae
Gene: RASA3
Product: RAS p21 protein activator 3
Exons: 26
Coding region: 138-2720 (860 amino acids)
Biological process (GO): intracellular signal transduction; negative regulation of Ras protein signal transduction; regulation of GTPase activity
Molecular function (GO): GTPase activator activity
Source: RefSeq, a predicted model, not a curated record
GGGUUUUCUGCCGGAAUGUUUGCUGCUGCCUGUGGUCUCAGGCUGCAGCGUUUAGCGGAGGAGCUUUACCUAGCGUGGCACUGUACAGGCUUGGCACAGUAACAUACAGACGGGGCUGGUGAGCGGUUGGAGCCAGCAUGGCGGUGGAGGACGAGGGGCAGGGGCUGCGAGUGCUGCAGAGCGUUAGAAUCAAGAUUGGUGAGGCCAAAAACUUGCCACCUUAUCCAGGGCCAAACAAGAUGAGAGAUUGCUACUGUACCGUGAACUUGGAUCGGGAGGAAGUGUUUAGGACCAAAGUAGUUGAGAAGUCAUUAUGCCCAUUUUACGGUGAAGACUUCUACUGCGAAAUUCCACGAAGUUUUCGGCAUCUGUCGUUUUACAUUUAUGACAGAGAUGUUUUCCGUAGGGACACCAUAAUAGGAAAAGUGGCUAUUCAGAAGGAGACUUUGCAGCAGUACCAUAACAGGGAUACCUGGUUCCAGGUACAACAUGUUGAUGCUGACUCAGAAGUGCAGGGAAAGGUACAUCUGGAACUCCGACUCAAUGAAGUCAUCACAGAUGGCAGUGCCAUUUGCCAUAAGGUGGCAGCAAGGCUCAUUGAAUGCCAGGGAUUGCCGGUAGUUAAUGGACAGUGUGAUCCAUAUGCAUCUAUUACAUUAUGCGGCCCAUCAAGGUCAGAAGUUAAGAAAACCAAAGUGAAAAGGAAGACCAACAACCCACAGUUUGAUGAAGUAUUUUAUUUUGAGGUCCUAAGAAGAUCUUGGACUUUGGGACGUUCUACAUCUGUUAAGAUGUUGUACAAGAAGAGGUUUGUAGAUGCUCCGGUUACACGGUCAUCAAGCUAUAACAGAAAAUCGCACUUUGAAGUUGAAGAGGAAGACAUUGACAAGAUGGAAAUUAGAGUCGACCUUUGGAAUAAUCUGACAGUCAGGGAUGAGUUUCUUGGUGAACUUAAAAUUCCAUUAAAGGUCCUCAGGCAGUCCAGCUGUUAUGAUGCAUGGUAUUUCCUUCAGCCUAGGGACAAUGGAAAUAAGUCCAUCAAGACUGAUGACCUGGGCUCCUUGAGACUAAAUAUUGUUUACAGCGAGGACCAUGUUUUCCCUUCAGCGUACUACAACCCUUUACGGAACCUGCUGCUAAAGUCUUCAGAUAUAGAGCCUGUCUCAGCAUCUGCUGCUCAUAUAUUGGGUGAAGUGUGUCGAGAAAAACAUGAAGCUGCUGUACCUCUCGUCAGGCUUUAUUUACAUUAUGGCAAGAUCGUGCCUUUCCUCAGUGCUAUUGCAAAUGCUGAAGUUAACAGGACUCAAGAUCCAAACACGAUAUUUAGAGGAAAUUCACUGACAUCUAAAUGCAUAGAUGAAAUGAUGAAGCUAGCAGGGAUGCAUUAUUUGCGGGUUACAUUAAAACCAAUUAUUGAUGAGAUCUGUGAUGUUCAUAAACUGUGUGAAGUCGAUCCAGUGAGGUUAAAAGAUGGUGAAAAUUUAGAGACUAAUAUGGAAAAUUUGCGGCAGUAUGUUGAUCAGAUAUUUACUGCUAUCACAAAGUCUGGUGUCAUUUGCCCAACGGUUAUGUGUGAUGUCUUUUUUUCACUGAGAGAGGCAGCUGCAAAACGCUUCCAAGAUGACCUAGAUGUUCGAUACACUGCUGUGAGUAGCUUCAUUUUUCUGCGGUUCUUUGCUCCAGCUAUUCUGUCUCCAAAUCUGUUUCAACUACGUCCACAUCACCCUGAUCCACAGACAUCAAGAACAUUGACACUCAUCUCUAAGACCAUACAAACCCUGGGCAGCUUAUCAAAGUCUAAGUCGGCCAGCUUCAAAGAAUCUUACAUGGCUUUGUUUUAUGAUUACUUCAAUGAACAGAAAUACAGUGAUGCAGUAAAAAAUUUUCUAGACUUGAUAUCUUCAUCUGGAAGGAGAGACCACAAGAUGACAGAACAACCAAUAGUACUUAAAGAAGGGUUUAUGAUAAAGCGGGCCCAAGGAAGGAAAAGAUUUGGAAUGAAAAAUUUUAAGAAGAGGUGGUUCAGGCUCACUAACCACGAGUUUACUUACCAUAAAAGCAAAGGUGACCAUGCAUUGUGCAGUAUUCCCAUUGAAAAUAUCCUAGCAGCUGAGCUAUUAGAAGAAGAAUCUUUCAAGAUGAAAAAUAUGUUUCAGGUAUGUCAGCCUGAGAGAGCACUUUAUAUUCAAGCUAACAACUGUGUAGAAGCCAAGGACUGGAUUGAUAUUUUGACCAAAGUCAGUCAGUGCAAUCAAAAACGUCUCACUGUGUAUCAUCCUUCAGCGUACCUCAAUGGACACUGGUUGUGCUGCAAAGCAGUUUCCGAAGCCACUCCGGGCUGUAGUCCGUGCACUGGAGGGUUGCCUGCCAAUAUACAACUAGACGUCGAUGGUGACAGAGAAACAGAGCGCAUCUACUCCCUUUUCAACAUGUACAUGACUAAGCUGGAGAACAUGCAAGAGGCCUGUGGCACCAAAUCUGUCUACGCUGGGCCUGAGCAAGAGGAAUAUUCUACCUUCAUCAUUGAUGACCCUCAGCAGACUUACAAAACACUAAGACAAAUAAUUGAAGCUGUUCAAACCCUAGAACAGGAGCACGCACAGUACAAGAAGGACAAAUUCCAGAAGACAAGAUACGGAAGCCAGGAGCAUCCAAUAGGAGACCAGAGUUUUCAGACUUACAUCCGACAGCAUUCGGAGUGCUCAACACAUUCCAUCUAACUUUCAAAGACAAUACAGACAAUGUAAAAAAGGGUCAGUUGAAAAUGAGGCUACAUCAAAGGGAAACCCCAUGUGUUGUAACGUGUAAAGAAACGGUGUCAAGCUUGCAAACCUUUUGUGACUCAUCAAGUGUUUCUUUCCCCACAAACUGUUACAGUAGCUGCCGUGCACUUUAGUCAUCUGAGCUAAAACAGAUGAUGAUAAAUCCUUUUGCCUUUUAGGUAAUAUUAUUAACUUGCUUUUUCAUUUUUAGUGAUCAGUUCAAUGAUCACAAUCUAAGGAACCUAGACAAAGGACUUCGGUGUGAUGUUCUUCUGUGGCUUUUGAGAGCCAGCACAUUUUUGAAGGACUGCACUAGCAUUCUGCUGUGCAAAGAAAGCAAGUACUGUACGCUGUGGCAUGAACCAUUUACAGGAAUCUUGUCUUGCUCUUGCACUUAAAAGAUAUUUUCAGCCAGUUGCUUUGCAAAUCAUUUUCCACUGCAGCUAAAAUAUCUUUCAGCUGUUAAUUGGAUGCCAUGGUGAAGUCAUGCAACCUGCAUUCAAAUUCUAGAGAUGUACAUAUGAAAAAAAAAUGUCAGAGAUGGUAUAUAUAUCAUGUUUCCUGUUUAGUUAGUCCAGUUCACUGGUAAUUAUAUGUUGUUCCAUAGGUGUUAUUAGAAAUAGAAGCAUUUCUACUUUUGCCUAGAUUUCAAGUCAGUGUGAUACUGUUCCAGUUGAAAACAAAUGUUGUGACUGUUUUAUGACAUAGAACUUGUUUAACCUUGUGUUUUGUCUUUUUUUCUUGUGGAACACACAAGAAUGCCUUUUUGGUGAAACCAUACCACAGUUAGUUUUGCAUUGCGAUUAUUGAGCUCAGUUAAGUGCCAAUUUUUACCAAAAGGGAAAUCGCCACAAAGUCUGUAACACUUUUCAGAAAUAAGCCAGGUCUGAUUAGUACAAGGUGUAGAGUAUUUCUGAAUAUUGAUCUUACAUGAAGUGGAAAGAAAAGGACCUUCACCCCUCCACUCUUUCCACCAUCAGGGAGUGUUUUGGAAUAAAGUGCUUAGUACCAGAAAGUG